Molecule: messenger RNA, 805 nt
Organism: Exophiala oligosperma
Lineage: Eukaryota; Fungi; Ascomycota; Eurotiomycetes; Chaetothyriales; Herpotrichiellaceae
Product: 40S ribosomal protein S11
Exons: 3
Coding region: 67-555 (162 amino acids)
Biological process (GO): translation
Cellular component (GO): cytosolic small ribosomal subunit; ribosome
Molecular function (GO): structural constituent of ribosome
Source: RefSeq, a predicted model, not a curated record
AGGCCCCUUCCGACGACAACAACCUAUUCCUCAACCCGCGCACCUUUCCUGUCAACCACCGCAACCAUGGCGACCGAGUUGACCGUCCAGUCCGAACGCGCGUACCAGAAGCAGCCGCACAUCUUCCUCAACCACAAAUCCAAGGCUGCAAAGAGCAGAAGAGUUGGAAAGGGUGGCCGAAGAUGGUACAAGGAUGUUGGUCUGGGAUUCAGAACACCAAAGACCGCCAUUGAGGGUGUCUACAUCGACAAGAAAUGCCCGUUCACCGGUAUGGUCUCUAUCCGAGGCCGUAUCCUCACCGGCACUGUCGUCUCUACCAAGAUGCACCGAACUUUGAUCAUCCGCCGAGAAUACCUUCACUUCGUCCCCAAGUACGCCAGAUACGAGAAGAGACACACUAACCUCGCCGCCCACGUCUCUCCUGCUUUCCGUGUUGAAGAAGGUGACACAGUCACCGUCGGUCAAUGCCGACCUCUCAGCAAGACUGUCCGAUUCAACGUCCUCCGUGUCCUGCCAAGAACCGGCAAGGCCGUCAAGGCUUUCCAGAAAUUCUAAACUCGCGAACGAAUCAAGUAGCAGAAGUGCAGGAUCGAUGAUUUGAAGGGGAUGGCAAGGCUGGAGCAAAGCAUGAGCAUACUUGUCUUGUGACAAUGGUUAUGGGGAAAGAUAUCUUCGGCGUCAAUGAUUAAAAGCACAGAUCGACGAGAUAGAGAAUGUGCCGCUGACAUGGGGUGCCGCGCCGAUUUUUGAAAACAAAGCAAAAAGACGGCAAAGAAAAAAAAGUCCAAUACUCACGAAACAAAUC